Messenger RNA from Schizosaccharomyces cryophilus OY26, 1762 nucleotides. Its product is annotated as thioredoxin peroxidase. The record is from RefSeq and is a predicted model, not a curated record. Gene Ontology annotation, cellular component: cytoplasm. The coding region runs from base 115 to 711 and encodes 198 amino acids. The transcript has a single exon. Gene Ontology annotation, molecular function: thioredoxin peroxidase activity. Gene Ontology annotation, biological process: cell redox homeostasis; cellular response to oxidative stress. NCBI's taxonomy places the organism in Eukaryota, Fungi, Ascomycota, Schizosaccharomycetes, Schizosaccharomycetales, Schizosaccharomycetaceae.
UGUAUAAUAACAUUAUAUAUCUGCAUUUAUGACGAACCCAAUUACACACACAUUGUUAGUGGUAAUCGACUUUGAACUUUUCCCACUACGUUUUUUUCUUUUUUGUUGAUUACAAUGUCCGAGUACACUGCAUCUACUCCCAGACGUUCUUCAAGGUUGAAUUCUAAGGAUCCUUCUAAUGUUCAGGGAGUUGCCAAGCCUGAGAAAACAGAGACUUCUUCUGACACAACUGCUUCACCUGCAAACGAACUAGAACAAAGUAUUGAUGUGGGCGACUUGAUUCCUGAUCUUACUCUUCUAAAUCAAGAUGAAGUCCCAGUAAAACUUUCUGAACUAGUAAAAUCUCGCGGACUUGUCAUUUUUGCUUAUCCAAGAGCUAGUACGCCAGGUUGUACAAAGCAAGGUUGUGGUUUUCGCGAUAAUUAUCCCCAAAUCCAAGCCGCUGACUAUGAAGUCUUCGGUGUAUCUUUCGAUUCUUGCAAAUCCCAAAAGAGUUUCAAAACAAAGCAAGAGUUUCCUUAUGACCUGCUUUCUGACCCUGAAGGUCUUUUAAUCGAACGUUUAGGUGCGAGAAAACCAGAUGGAAAAUUAUUUCGUAGCCAUUGGAUUUUCGAAAAGGGGUCAGGAAAAUGUCUUGUCAAAGAAAUUGAUAUCUCACCUCUCGACAGUGUUGAUAAAGUCUUUCAAGUUGUUACUGGAUCUAAUGCUUAAAGCGGCGCAUUUUAGGAUUUAGGUCCUAGAAUUGUUUUCACUUAAAGGCCCGAUAUGUUGCUUGUCAGUGAUAUGAAUACAAUUCCCGUAUACAUUUUAUUUCUAGAUAUGAAAAAAGAAAUAAGAUUUCACUUAGCCGCAUUUUCCACAUGAUUAUACUAUUCACGUUUAUACUUAGAGACUUUAAAUUAUCAUUUCCGCUUUACAUGCGCACUCACUCGAUUGUACGUUUUCCAAGCAUUACAAAUAAUAAUCAAUUAUGCACUCAUGCAAUUGAAUAAAUUGGUCUUACUCAUUGUAUUGUGUGAAUAAAUUGAAGACAGUUACUAAUCAAGCUGUUUUCUGAUCGCUAACGAUACAUAAACUGCUCAAGCUAAUCGUAAGAACUGUCGAAUCAUCAAUUCUCUCCUUAUAGGAUUUAUAUCCCUCAAACCGCACAUGAACUCACUGGUGCCUUUGUUUUUCACACUCUGCUGGCAUCUACCUGGAGUGUUUAAGGGAUACAACAAAACACUAGUCUCCAGUAACCGGUUUCUGGUACUUCUUUUGUUACUGAGAAAUGGAAGAUGCAAUGUUUUGGCUCAAUAAUUGCUUACUCUUAUGCACAGGAACCAGGUAUAUAAUCUCAAUCUUUUCUGAGAACCCAAUCCGCUAUGGACCAUAGUAUAAUGAAUACCCAAUAUGUGUGGAAGUUAUACGCAAAAGCGACAAUGACAAUUGUACUAUUCGUACUUGUCUAUAUUUAUUUUUAGCUGCUAUUUUAGAAGGAACAAAACAGGCACGAUUUCUUACAUUACCGAAUAUAUUAAUGCUCUUUGCAAUUGUAUGUUCAAUCAUUUUAAUGAUAAUUUGAUCGUUUUAGUUACUUUCUUGUCCAAUUUUUGAGUCGCUUUAACAAUGAACCACUUUGAAGCUACCUUUUUUACUUGACAACAACAGCAUCAUAAUGGUUCGAUUACACUAUUUAAAUUAUUUAUUUAAUGAAUUCAUUAAUAUCUCGUUUUUACUAUCGAGUUGGGGAUAUUCUCAGCGCCCGUUUCAUAUAGUUACC